AUGGCUGCCAGUGAUGGUCUACUGGGUGUCAGCUUUUAUUGGCACGAUACAAAGCGAAGUGCCAAGCUCUGCUGCCUCGAUUCCCCGAGCAGACUCGGCCUCUGGAAUAAAAGCAUGCAAAAUGUCUCGCCUGAACACAGAGACAUAGCAAUGCUGGGCUGGAAGGAGGAAGUGCAGUGGAGAGGGGAGGGACUGCGCGCAGAGUUCCAAACUGCUGCCGCGGCGCUGAGAACUUGUGCGCAUGGAGCGGCGGGGGACAGCUGGAAGAGCUUCAUACUGCAAACUCAAGGAAUAGCAGAAUACCUGCACAGGAUGGAGACUGAGGAGGCACAGGAAAUGUCCCAGAUAACAGGAAGGGACAGCCCGACUGCUAACGAGGGGGGAGAGGACCAAGAUGAGGCCAUGCCUGUUCCUGAAGACUUGUCAGCCAGCACUGGUCUCCAACACAACAACCGCACAGAAAAACCACUGGCCUGUAAUAUAAAAGUUGAGGCUCGGAGUGACGAGGAAAACGGGCUGGCCUGUGAGAUGAAUGGAGAGGAGGAGGAAUGUGCAGCCGAGGACUUGCGUGUGCUCGAUGGCUCAGGGGCCAAAGUGAACGGCUCCCACGCAGGCCCUGACAGCAAGCCGGCCGCCUACCCCACGGCCGGGGGCAUCCGCCUCCCCAACGGGAAGCUGAAGUGCGAUAUCUGUGGGAUGGUUUGCAUUGGGCCCAAUGUGUUAAUGGUGCACAAGCGAAGUCACACUGACGAAAGAAAGUCAUACAGGUUUGGAAUGACAAACAGUAAGGGGGAAAGGCCGUUCCAGUGCAACCAGUGCGGUGCUUCCUUCACUCAGAAGGGUAACCUGCUCCGACACAUCAAACUGCACUCUGGCGAGAAACCUUUCAAAUGUCACCUAUGCAACUACGCUUGCCGGCGCAGAGACGCCCUCACCGGACACCUGCGCACACACUCGGUCGGAAAACCUCAUAAGUGUGCAUACUGCGGGCGCAGUUACAAGCAGCGGAGCUCGCUGGAGGAACAUAAGGAGAGAUGUCACAACUACCUGCAGUGCAUGGGCCUUCAGAACAGCAUUUAUACUGUGAAGGAAGAGAACAGCCAGAAUGAGCAGAGGGAGGACAUGCCUGCAUCUGAGAGAGCCUUGGUGCUAGACAGGAUAGCUAACAAUGUAGCUAAGCGUAAGAGCUCUAUGCCACAGAGGUUUGUGGGAGAGAAUCGUUUGUCGGAGCUGUCAUUCGAGGGUGGCUCAGGUGAGCUCAUGCAGCCUCACGUCAUUGAUCAGGCCAUCAACAGUGCGAUUAAUUAUUUGGGAGCGGAGUCCUUGCGGCCUCUGGUUCAGACCUCCCCUGGCUCCUCCUCAGACAUGGUGGUCAGCCCUAUUUACAACCUCCACAAGACACAAUCAGCCGAAGGCAAUGGUGUGUCUGCUAAGGACAGCGCCGCAGAGCAUCUCCUCCUGCUGUCCAAGUCCAAAUCGGCCUCCGUGGAGAAGGACGGCUCGCCCAGCCCUAGCGGCCAGGACUCCACUGACACCGAGAGUAACAAUGGGGAGCGGGCGGCCGGGGGAGGCGCGGCGACGGCCGCAGGGGGUCUCAUCUACCUGACCAAUCACAUGGCUCCAGGUAUGCGAAACGGAGGUCUGCCAGUGGUAAAGGAAGAGCAGCAGCGGCAUUUCAAGGCCUUGCGGGCAGCGGGGAUGGAGCUGAGUAUGGCAUCAUCGGAGGGGUUUAAGGUCCUGAGCGGAGAGGGAGAAGAAUUGAGGGCGUACUGCUGCGUCCACUGCAGAGUUUUGUUCCUGGACCACGUCAUGUAUACCAUCCACAUGGGAUGCCAUGGCUUCCGAGACCCGUUCGAGUGUAACCUGUGUGGUUACCGCAGUCAGGACCGCUACGAGUUCUCAUCGCACAUCACGCGUGGAGAGCACCGCUUCUGAGUCAACACACAGAGACGUUCCACAUACGCUUGACUAUACACAUUCACUCACACACAACCGUUUCAACAUUUCAGGAUUUUUUUUAGACACUGUCCAAACACUGGAUUUUUUUUUUUUUUUUUUUACAUUUCAUGUAACAUUGGUUUUUCUUUGUACAUACAGUUGCCUAUAUAUUUCGAUGUCUUGUCUAUUUUUCUACAAUGGUGUGACUUGUACGUAGACUUUUAAAAAAGAAAAAACUGUAACUAAAAAUAGAAAUUAGGAAUUUGAAAGUUUUAAAUCAUCCCAUAUAAACGUGACUUUUUUGCUGCCCUAAAGUUACUAAGAUAAACAAUAUUAAUAAUUAAAUGCUCAAAAUUAAAUAAAGUUAUAAAAUAUCAUUUGCAAUAUGUGAUGUAAACUCAUGUAUCUCUCUUUCCUGUGUUCAAACAGUUUACUCUUAAUCUUAAAUAUAUAUUUUUUUAUAUUAAGCAGCCUGAAGAAGUUCCUAUCAUUUUAUAAUUUAUUACAAUGAAAUAAUGCCACAAUUUGCCCAUUUUAUGUAACAUGACUCCCUUUUGAAAUGUUACCUUGUAUAUUGAACCAAAUAUAUGGAAGUACAUAUGUUUUUUUUUUUUUUAUUAAAAUUCCACAGAUUUUUUCCUUGCUUAAUUUAUAUUGUAUUUACAAAUACAGUUUAAAUAAAGCAUUUUACUCGUACAUAUUUACAUGAACAUCCUAGAAUAUAUAUGCUUGCAAAAAAUAAUAAAAGAUUUUACAUUUGUUCAA
Cyprinus carpio (common carp) is the source of this 2703-nucleotide messenger RNA. RefSeq names its product IKAROS family zinc finger 1 (Ikaros) (gene ikzf1). Gene Ontology annotation, molecular function: DNA-binding transcription factor activity; RNA polymerase II cis-regulatory region sequence-specific DNA binding. Gene Ontology annotation, biological process: regulation of transcription by RNA polymerase II. NCBI's taxonomy places the organism in Eukaryota, Metazoa, Chordata, Actinopteri, Cypriniformes, Cyprinidae. The record is from RefSeq and is a predicted model, not a curated record.